AUUUCUGAUUAACUACUGGAGACAUCUUUCUCCUCGCGCUCGCUCACUCAUUGAGACCACGGUACUACUGUCGGCCGAGUACUCCCCCAUUUCCCCCAUUUCCCCCUUUCCUUUCCAUCUACUGUAAAACAAAGGACUCUGUAAUACUCCCCAGUGGCCCCCCUCCCCCACUUCUCGGAAGCCGGAAAAUGAGAAAGGAAGGGCCACCGGCGGCGGCCAAUAACGUCGCCAAGAUAUCCCUGUGUUUCGAAACCAAGCCCUUGGUGGCCACAUUGCUUGCCCUCACCCUUGUUAUGGUCAUCUGGAACCUCCAACCUUACUACGACAACAUCCUCUCCUCCUCCACCAGACCCUGCUCCUCCCCUUCCCCUCCCCUACCCACAUCCCUCCCAAUUACUACAACCUCCUUAGCAGCAGCCCAAAACACCAACAAGAAGCUCCAUACCGCCCCCAAGACCAAGACCCAAGUCGACCCAAACAAGCGUCUCUUCUCCGCCUACGGCAAUGCAGCCGCGCUCUUCGUCCAAAUGGGGGCUUACCGCGGCGGCCCACAAACAUUCGCCGUCGUGGGCCUGGCCUCCAAGCCCAUCCACGUCUACGGCCGCCCCUGGUACAAAUGCAAAUGGAUCUCUAACAACGGUACAGCCACUAGGGCCAAAUCCUACAAGAUGCUCCCCGAUUGGGGCUACGGCCGUGUCUACACCGUCGUAGUCGUCAACUGCACCUUCAAUGCUAACCCAAACCAGAACAACUCCGGAGGGAAGCUGGUCCUCUACGCCUACUACGGGGAAUCGCAGAAGAGGUACGAGAAGAUCAUUGCCUUGGAAGAAGCACCUGGGUCGUACGACGAGUCCAAGUACAGGCCGCCCUACAAGUACGAGUAUUUGUACUGUGGGUCGUCCUUGUACGGGAAUUUGAGCGCGGCGAGGGUGAGGGAGUGGAUGGCGUACCACGCGUGGUUUUUCGGGGAGAGAUCGCAUUUCGUGUUCCACGACGCCGGAGGAGUGUCGGCGGAGGUGAAGUCGGUGCUGGAGCCGUGGGAGAGGGCUGGGAGGGUCACGAUUCAGGACAUUAAGGAGCAGGAUGAUUACGAUGGGUACUAUUACAAUCAGUUCCUGGUAGUCAACGAUUGCCUCCACCGUUACCGACACGCUGCCAAUUGGACAUUCUUUUUCGAUGUGGACGAGUAUAUCUACUUACCUGAUGGGAAUACUCUGGAAUCUGUUUUGAACGAGUUUGGGAAUAAUAAUACUCAGUUUACGAUUGACCAAUAUGCCAUGUCCAGUGUACUCUGCUUGAAUGAUUCUACUAACGACUACACCAGGGAAUGGGGAUUUGAGAAGCUGUUGUUCAAGGACUCGCGUACGAAUAUCUGGCGAGACAGGAAAUAUGCCAUACAAGCAAAGAACGCAUACGCAACAGGGGUGCACAUGUCAGAGAAUGUGAUAGGGGGAACGUUGCACCAGACAGAGUCCAAAAUCAGGUAUUACCACUACCACAACUCCAUCACCAUCAACGGAGAGCUCUGUAGGCAACUCUUGCCCACGACUGCCAAGGACAACACCACCUGGUUCGACAACAUCCCAUACGUUUAUGACGACACUAUGAAGAAAAUCACCCCCACUAUCAAGGAGUUUGAGCGCUCUUUUUCCGUUCUGUGAAAUUUUCUUGUUAUGUAGAUUUCUUCUCUUUCAAGAAAGGGACUUCCUCACCUACACCAAGCAACAGUCUACUGCCUUCCUGAUUGAACCGAACAUUUUACGGCGAAAAAGUCUGUCUGUCUGUGUGGUAUGGUGGUGCUUGAUGAAUCAAUCAGAGUGAAAAUCAAGAGUACUGAGGUUGGUUGGACAGGUGCUAUUCAUUUUUCACAAUACUCCUCUGCCUAGGACAUAAACCACUCACCUCAUCCCAAUUUGGAGCUUUGGCAUAAUUAGUAUGUGGAGCAGUGCUCUGUUAUUACUUCCAUUCGUCCGUAAAGGUAGAUUUUGUGUUAUAAGUUGUGGGUUCAUGAGUUUGUUCCUUCUAUAGCCAUACAUAUUAUCUAUACUAAUAAGGUACUAACGAAUUGUUCGAUUCUUCUCCUUGUAAUUUUUUUUUUUUUUUUUGGGUAUGUAAAUGGACUAUUAUUUCUAUUGAAGAUGUCUUUUUGUGUA
Rhododendron vialii is the source of this 2153-nucleotide messenger RNA. Its product is annotated as galactan beta-1,4-galactosyltransferase GALS1. The coding region runs from base 189 to 1661 and encodes 490 amino acids. Lineage: Eukaryota; Viridiplantae; Streptophyta; Magnoliopsida; Ericales; Ericaceae. The record is from RefSeq and is a predicted model, not a curated record. The transcript is spliced from 2 exons.